AUGGUUCUUCUUGGUUAUGUUUUACCCUUUCUUUUACAGGAUUCUAGAACAGUUGUAUCUGAAGUAACUGUUGAUAAAAUGGAAGUCGUAGUGUAUGAGGCAGAAAUUAUGGAGGAUAGAGGAGAUAUUGUUUUAGAUGAGUCUGUCACAACACUUCAACCUUCAAUGGACGAAGAUGUCUUAAAGAGUAGAGUGGAUGUGGUGGAAAAUGGAGAAGAAAUUGUGUUAAAGGAAUCUGUGGAUAAACCAUUGGACGAAGCUGCAUCUCCAUCGGUCCAAUUUACUAAAAAGGGAACUAUACGAAUUCGCAGAAGUAAUUCUUUAAGUGUCAAAGAAAGAAAAGAACGUAAGAUGCAACUAUAUAAAGCAAAGUAUGCACUAAAGCCAAUUGUUGAUUGUUGCAAAAAAAAAUGCAUUAGCAAAAUAAAUGAGGGACGACGUAUUGAAAUUAACGCCCAAUAUUUAAAAUUAGGCUGGAAGGAGAGGAAGACAUUUAUCCUCAAUACAUGUGAUCGCAUGCCUGUAAAGAGGAAAAGUGUUGAAGAUGGUGCACGAAAAAACAUCUGGAAAUACUUAUUCAGUAAUAAAGACUCAAUCAAGCAGUCCGUGUGCAAGAAGUUUUUCCUAACAACACUAGGAUACAAACCAAAUAAUGACCGUGCAGUAUUUGAGGUCCUUAACAAAACUCCAACUGCCGCAAUAGCCCCAUUAGCUGAUGGACGUGGCAAACAUGUUUCGGAUAGGAAGUAUAAACAUGACGAUUUAAUAGAUGCGCACAUCGAAUCAUUUGAACCAACUGUAUCUCAUUACAGGAGGGAACAUGCUCCUAUUAGAAGAUAUUUGCCAAGUGAUGUGACCAUCACCAUGAUGCACAAUGAUUUUACACACAAAUACCCAGAACAACAAAUAUCAUACGAAUAUUAUAGGUUAGCUAUAAAGAAAAAAAAUAUUUCAUUUGCAACUUUGGGCCAUGAAGAGUGUGAAUUUUGUGAAAAAUUUUGUUUACACGGUCACGAUGCAGAUAAUUUAAAUAAUGAUUGUGAUGAUUGCCAACAAUAUAUUAAUCACAAGAUAAGAUAUGAAGAAGCAAGAGAAUUAUACAAAAAGGAUGCGGAGCUCAAUGAUGGCAGCAUUUUCUCUGUAGAUUUACAGAAAGUCAUCAUGCUGCCACGUUUGGAUGCAUUUAAAAAAGUUAUAUUUACAAAGAGGAUAGUGGCUUACCACGAGAGUUUCGUUCCUCUUGGGAAGAAAGCACAUGGUGUUCCCAUGGCAUGUAUAUGGCAUGAAGGUGUAACUGGGAGGAACAAGGAGGACAUUGUUAGUACAUUUUAUGCUUUUUUUUUGAGGCAGAGGGACUCGAAAAAGAUUACACUUUGGCUCGACAAUUGUUCGAGCCAAAAUAAAAAUUGGUGCCUUCUGUCUUUUUUAGUAUAUAUUGUAAAUAGUGAUGAAGUAGAUAUGGAUGAAAUACAACUAAAAUACUUUGAGCCAGGACAUACAUAUAUGAGUGCCGACAGUUUUCAUCAUCAGGUGGAGCUCUCCAUGAAGAAACAAAAAGUUUACGAUUUUCCUGAUUUUUCCAAAGCUGUACAGAAUGCUAAUAAAGGGAAGGUGGAUGUGAAAGAAAUGACAUUUUCAGAUAUAUACAUGUGGAAAGAUAACAAAUCCCAACAGAAGUUAAAGAAAUCUUCUGAAAAAAUAUAUCUGAAGAACAUUGUAGCAGUGAGAACACGCAGAGGUAAAUUUACAAUGGAAUACAAAACUUCUCAUACGGAGGAGUUUACAAAACAAUUAGACUUCCUCUGUAAGAAAUCAUCAACAAAGAAAAUAUCAAAACCUCCACAGUUGGACAAGCCUCGUGGGGUGGCUCAAGACAAAAUCGAUGAUAUUUUGUCGAAUUUAUCGAGUUUAAUGCCAGCCAGCAGGAGAAUUUUCUGGAACAAUUUAAAAAAUAUAUAAUUUCAUUUAUAUUAUAUAUUUUUUCAAUUAUAUAUGUAUUUUUUUAUUCUAAUAAAACGUUUUAAAAAAUCUAAUUUACUUUAUCUACCUUAUACACACUUUGAAUGAAGUUGACAAAAUAAGAGAUGGAAAGACUGAUUAUUAAUUUGAUAAUGGGUAAAUUGUGGUUUUUGAGCCCCUAGUGCACUCCUAACUAAUGGUAAGAGAAUGGUAUUAUUUGAUAUUCGUGGAAAAAAUAUGUUGCUGGGUUGGACUGGUUGUUAUAAAUAUCAUAUUUGUUGGUUGUAAGUAUUCUUUACUCAAAAUUCUUCCUAUUAAUUAGACGCAGUCUAGCUCUAUGUUAUAACUCCACUAUUAAUUAAGGUUUGUUUGGAAACCAUUGAUUAUCAAGCUAGAUUGUGAUUAACAAUGCCUUUUAUAAAAACACAUUGGUAUU
Messenger RNA from Hydra vulgaris (swiftwater hydra), 2395 nucleotides. RefSeq lists its product as uncharacterized. NCBI's taxonomy places the organism in Eukaryota, Metazoa, Cnidaria, Hydrozoa, Anthoathecata, Hydridae. The record is from RefSeq and is a predicted model, not a curated record.